AUGGAGAUUACUCAUUUGCUCAGAAUCUGCGUAGCCGGUCAAUCAGGUACCGCUACGCCACCGUCGCGAGUCGCGUCGACUCAAAGGCCAGGCAAGCGGAACUGUACGAGGGGGAUAAGCUUAGAAAGUGAUCCAGUUAGGGAUUUCACUGGCCAAAGUUCGGGCCCACGAAGAGGCGAUAGAGACUUUGGACAGAGAUCCAUAGGUGGAAGUAACACGGGCGGAACUUCGUGUGGCGGAUCCGAAUGGCGCGGCCGUUGGGCUUGGGAGUAA
Molecule: messenger RNA, 273 nt
Organism: Arctia plantaginis
Lineage: Eukaryota; Metazoa; Arthropoda; Insecta; Lepidoptera; Erebidae
Source: the annotation of a GenBank genome assembly